Xiphophorus maculatus (southern platyfish) is the source of this 2008-nucleotide messenger RNA. RefSeq names its product low affinity immunoglobulin epsilon Fc receptor-like. Lineage: Eukaryota; Metazoa; Chordata; Actinopteri; Cyprinodontiformes; Poeciliidae. Bases 139 to 1245 code for a protein of 368 amino acids. The record is from RefSeq and is a predicted model, not a curated record. The transcript has 2 exons. Gene Ontology annotation, molecular function: signaling receptor activity.
GGUGAAUUGCCAUGGAAACCAGAAGAAACCCAGACUUACUUGUUUUCAUUUAAGACAUUCGGACUUCUAAACCACCUGGUGUCAAAUGUAUCUGCCAAAGUCAGCAGGCCAACAAUCUGCUGAGUGUGUGAAGAAGAAAUGUCGUUUGAAGACAGGAUCGUACAUUUACUCACAUAUCUAAGAACCGAUUUUAGGAGUCCAAGGUCUGGUACCUACAGGACCUCAGUAACUGAACAUGGACCUGGGAACAAAAGUGCUACCAUCGUCGAGCUUAAGAGGAUACUGAAACCCAUCUGGCAUCUUGUUUUGAUCGGAAUUCUGAGCGGGAUCCUCGCCAUGGUGGUAUUAAUCACCAUCAUUGAGUGGAACACCAAGCAAAACGUGAUAAUGAGUAUAGAGCAGGUCAAAGAGGAGAUGAAGAGCAACACCGAGAAGCUGCUAGAGGAGAAAAGCAGGAUUUCAGAACAGCUGAACUUAACCAACACAAACUUCUCCAUUCUGGUGGCGGAGUAUGAACGGCUGUUGGGCAGAAUUCCUUGCAAUCUUACCUUGCUGGAGCGGGAAAUCAACAGGCUGAAUGGGGUCUUGAGCAAUGCUUUAAUAGCUAAACAACAGGUUCUCAGGAAAGUCAACCAGUUGACGUCCCAACUAAAGUCUACCCAGAAUAAUUACCAGGUUACGGAGCUGGAGAACAAGAAACAGCGUUCGAUCCUGUCGUCCAAGCGGCUCGACUACAUCUGGAAUCGUUGUGACCGGACCACGCUGCAGUGCUCCCACUGCCUGCCGGGGUGGACGGAGCACGCUUCCCGGUGCUUCCUCCUGUCCAAUGUAGAGAAAACUUGGGAAGAUGCUCGCGUUGAUUGCCUCAACUACAAAGGGGACCUAGCUGUCGUCCUGGAUGCCGCAGACCAGGCUUUCCUGACGAACCUGACAUUCCAGUUUAAAAAGGCAAAUCCCGGCAUGUACUUCCACUCAGCGUGGAUCGGGCUGCAGGACAUGGUCAAUGAAGGAGUCCACUUCUGGGUAAAUGGAGAGAGAAUCAAAUGGGAUGUCAUAUACUGGAGACCUGACGAGCCCAACAACUUCAUAGCUGAUUGGGACACUGAGCAAGCCGGUCAGGACUGCGUGUCCAUUCUACCACCAGAUGAGGUGGGACCUGAGGGCUGGAUGAACAGCUGGGAUGACAUUACUUGUCUUGGGAAACGUAACUACAUCUGUGAGACUGAUGCCCUGAUUUUGACCUAGGAUGGAAGAAGUCCUGUUUUAAUCUGGCCACAAGACACAUGUGGGAGGAAAUAGUCGGGUCAGAGAGUCUGAAAUGUAUCUUUCUUGUUAAAAAAAGCACAAAACUCUGAACUCUGAGUGAGAGAUUGUGGGGGCAGCAUCAUGCUGUGGGGAUGGGAUGGAGUAAUGAGAUGGUAGUUGGAGAAAAAAAAAUCAUUCUAUACUCUAAGAAAAUCUAAAAUUACAGAAGAAGUAAAAGAGAACAAAUUAAUUUUAAGAAUUGUUAGUUAGGUUAUACAUUGGGACCUGUAUGGUUCACACAGUAUGCAGAUGACUGUUCGAUUUAUUACUCAAACAUUUUUUUACUCCCCUUAAUUAACAAUACAGAAAUGUUGCUGUUGGUAUGUCUGAUGUACAAAUGUGGGAAUACACAAUUACCAACAACAGAUCUGCAACCAAAUCCCAGCUAACUGUUCCUGAUCAGGAAGCUAGUGUUUGCACUACAGCACAGUUACCGGAUACAGGAAGUUAGAAAAGUUGAAACACCAAUAAAACUUAAUAUUUACAACUAAUUAUCCCAGAAAAAAAUGUACAAAAUGUAUUGCAUUAGUUAUCUUUAUGUUGUGUUGCAAACUAAAGGCAAAUUAUGUAAAGUUUUAGAUCAUUUGGUCACAAAUGAGCUAAGAUUUUGUGCCCAUCUAAAGUCAUUUGGACUUUAGAUGCCCAAAUGAUCUAAAAUCUUAAAUCACUAAUUUAUUUAUUUAUUGAAUAUGACUAUACAGGC